AUGGAAAUUUUAUCUAUUAUGUAUACAUUUUUUGUCAUCGCAAUAAUUACUUUAUCGACAUCACUAAAUACUAUCAUAUGCUACAUUAUAAGAAACGAAUUUAAAGUUAUUGAAUUGCCAAAUCUAUUUAUUCUCAGUAUAUCUAUAUCAGAUAUAAUUCAUGUUUUGAUUGGACUUGUUUCGGAACUGCUUGUACUACAUAAAGUAAUUUUGACAAAGAAGAGCAGUGUUUGCAUUGGAGCUGCAUUCUUAACAUUUUUCAUAACAGUUUCUAAUAGUUUGCAGAUUGUUAUCAUAUCAGUAAUGAGAAUGGUUGCACUAAAAUGCCCUUUUUUUUACAUUAAAUAUUGUAAAACAAAGAAGUUCAGAACAAUUUUAUUGUGCUUUUGUUAUACAUAUGGAUUAUUGUGGGCGUCCUUUCCUUUACUUGGAUGGUCAAAAUAUGAGGAAGAUUUGGAUAACAAACGAUGCUCCCUAGACUGGAACUUGACGCAACCAGAUUCAUCGUCAUAUUUAUUUUUUGCCUUUUUAUUUUGCUACAUUUUACCUGUAAUUAUGCUAAUUUUUGCCUACAGUUUAACAAAAAAAACAGUUGACAACCAAAGCAUAUUUAAACGAGAUCAACCAGUUAAACAAAGAGAAUUACUAGAAAAAGUUUACAUUAAGUUAUUUUUAUGGUCGGCUAUUGCUUACUUUGUAGUUUGGACACCAUAUGCAGGGGCAACCUUACUUUCAAUUUUCAAUAUUAAAAUACCAAGUCUGAUUUAUACUAUUUGCGCAUUGUUUGCUAAGCUUUCAGCAAUAUUAAAUGCGUUUACAAACUGCUAUAUUAACAGGUUUUUUCGAAAGCAUCUACGCAAGAUUGAAGUAAUCGCUUAUUUUAUAAAAAGAAACAAUACAAUAAGCACUACAGUAAUAAACAUUACAGAUACAUUAAAUACUGCAGUUAUAAAUAUUACGGAAACCAUUUGUACUACAGUUACAAAUAUUACUGAUACAAUAAAUACUACGGUUAUAAAAUAUUUCAAGUACAAUAGAUACGCAACAGUUACAAAUGUUACAGACGCAAUAAAUACAUCAGUAGCAAAUAUUACAGAUACAAUAAAUACUAAACUUACAAACGUUAUAGAAUCAAUAAAUACUUCAUUUACAAACAUUGCAGGUGCAAUAAAUACUGCAGUCACAAACAUAUAUGAUAAAUUAAAUACUGUAUUUACAAAUAUUACAGAUUCAAUAAAUACUACAGUUACAAAGACUACAGAUUCAAUAAGUACUACACUAAUAAACAUUAUAGAGACAUAA
Molecule: messenger RNA, 1302 nt
Organism: Hydra vulgaris (swiftwater hydra)
Lineage: Eukaryota; Metazoa; Cnidaria; Hydrozoa; Anthoathecata; Hydridae
Source: RefSeq, a predicted model, not a curated record